AGUGUUCCCUCAGUCCUCCCUGAGUCUCAGCUCAGCUGUGAGAUGAUGUGCUGCCAGGGGACAUCUUGGGACAUGCGCACAGGGAAACCAUCCCCAUACGGCAGGUGCAGAGGCAGUGAGUGUUGUUGUCUGCUGUCUUUGGGAUUUGCUUGAGAAAUCAGUGGCAGGAGGGGAAACAAGAGGCAAAAAAUUGCCUUCAAGAUUUGAGCUGCUCAGUGCUGAUUUAUAUAUGACAUGUUAAGUCAGAAAAAUGGAGGUUAAACUGCUGGGGAGCUUCCAUCAGAGGUUAUAACCUACCCUUCCAUUGGGGUGAGCAAUGUUGGGUCAUGAGACUGUCAUAGAGAAGCAAAGCUCUCCUUUGAGGGGCACUUGCAGUCAUGUACAUGCAGCAGGUGUGGAACCAUACAGCUUCCCCAUCUUGCACAUCAUCUCUCUGGGUUCAGCUCUCUCAAUACCUUCUCCCUUCUCCCAUCUGUCUUAAGAAACAUCAUUAUUAUUACUAAGUAGUAAAGGCCUUUUUUAAUCUACAGUACAAUUUAUUCUGCUAAAUAACAUCAGUACAUUAAAAAAAUACAUUUCACCUGUCAAACACCAUUGCAAAGUGUGUUGGAUGUCCUUUUGCUAAUACCUUGGUUAAUGCUGGAUUAACUUCAUGAUGCAUCCUGUGUGGCUGUUCACUUCACUCCUGCUCAGGUGUUAAAGCAAGGACACCCCGUGUGGCAGACUCAAGGGACAGCAGAAGGGAAGGUCCAUCGUCCCCUGCAUUGCCCUGGAGGCAGCUGUCAGCUUGGGAUAAAACUGCCAUAGAAAAGGCAAAGAGUACAUGUCCAAGCUGGAAAUUAGCCAUGGGCCAGCUUACUCCAGAAAGCCUCUGGAGCUGACCCAAGAGCAGCUGAACUGCUGAGGUUCUCCUGCUUCCCACCAUUCUGUGGGGAUGGGGAUGGGUACAGGAAGAUCCACACUUGCACCCUCUGAUAGUUCUGCUUGUGUGCAGGUGCAACUCAGUGAGAUUUAGGCGGUUAAUGAAGCAGCAGACUACAAAAUGUGUAAGUUGGACUGAUCUGUUUGUAACAAGAGGAUUGACUUGUUGAUUUUUACUUUAGUUGUUUUUUACCUUGUGAGCUCCUGAGGUAAAGCUUGAUUCUCACAGGGCAUUAUCCUGUAAGUCUGAGUGACCUGGAGAAAGAGUGGCACCACUGAGAGCAUGAAAAGGUAGCAAGCCACAGGAAGCAGAAGCUCAGCUACAAGAUGUGUGAUGUCUUUCUCACACAAGAUGUGUGAAACAUCUCGUGACAAACCAUUGCUAGUGCUAGCAUGCAAUUGUUGAGGGAUUUGAAACCACUUUUAGGUGUGACCAGCUGUGGCUAAGAGCUGCUGUGAAGCUGGUGGUACCUUUGGCCCUGGAUGUGAGCUCUUCACUGUGUGCUGGACUUCAUGUUUCGGUGCCUGUGGCACAGGGGUUCAGCCCCUUGCCCAGAGGGCACUGCACACUCCCAGCCAUAGCAUCAAUUCCUCUCUGAUCAGCCACCCAAGACUCUCUCCACUGUGUGCAGUGUUCCUGGCAUGGCAGAGAUGAGGGAUGUGCAGACAUGGGAGCAGCUCUCUGCUUGUACCAACUGCAAUGGCUUCAGUGUUGGUGAGAUGUGCAACUGACCCUCAGCUAUAUUUCUAAGGGCUGUGAAUAUUUCCCCUUGCACUUUCUCAGCUCCAUUCUCCUGCAGCUUUUACCAUUGCAGGAACUUCCCUUCUGCCUGAGCAAUUUCAAGCUGUGGGAAGAGAGCGAGGUUUGUGGGUAACAUGUUCUUCCAUUGAAGCUGUGGAGACGUCUAGAAAAAAGGUGAAGUUUCUGAUUCAGAAGACCUUCUCCAUGUCUGACACAGAGCUGUCUCUGGAAAGGACUGGUGGGAUCAGAGCUUUGGAGAGAGGACCCCAUGCACCCUCCUGUGCCAGACAGCCCCCCCUGACCUGCACACCAAUAGGAUUCAUGGACCCUCUGUGAAUGAACACACCUCUUACCACUGAAGACAACUUAGCUUGUGUAAAUAGUACAAGGCAGCGUGCUGGGGAAAGUGGCUUUGUUCAUUUGUGGUCAUGUUUGAAGCUGCAGGUUGGACUUCUUUUAAGUGGUACAGAGAACAAGCACAAACUUUUACGUGUGAGAGGGCCAAACUGGAACACAUAAGUUUCUGCUUGUAGCUGCUCCAUAAAAUACAGAGGUAGACUGUGUAAUCCAUACUUUGUCCUUUGCAGAGAAAGCAAAAAGGUAUUAAGGGAGAUUUUUUUCAUCUGUGCUCCUGAAUCUUCAUCAGUAUUGCAUUUACUGUAGUACAUGUUAAAUUGGUGAAUAUUAAUUUCAGUGGAAUUUUUCCAUUGUCUUCUUAGAAAUAAAAAUGGAAUGGCUUGGUUUGGAAGGGACUUUAAAUAUCAUCUAGUUUCAAACCCCAUGCUGUGGGCAGGGAUGCUUUCCACUAGAGCACAUUACUCAAAGCCCCAUCCAACCUGGCCUUGAACACUUCCAGGGAUGGGGCAUCCACAGCUUUGCUGGGCAACCUAUUCCAAUGCCUCACCACCCUAACAAUGAAGAAUUUCUUCAUAAUACAGACUAAACCUACCCUUCUCCCAUUCAAAGCAACUCCCCCUUGCCCUGUCACUACAUGCCCUUGUGAAAAGUCCCUCUCCAGCUCUCUUGUAGCUCCCUUUAGGUACUGGGAGGUGCUCUGAGGUCUCUCUGGAGCUUUUCCUUCUUACCACCUAAAAAACCUGACUGCAUUUCAACUUGCUGUUUCCCUCCUCCCCAGCAGACUCCUGACCAUGAGCCUCAUCCAGCCAGCUGCUGGGAUGUCAGGCAUCUCCUCCUCUAGGAGAAUCUGCUGAUUCACAACUUUUUGCAAACCUCAGUUUUCACAGCCUAUUGCAAUGUUCUCACAAAGAACACCAACUGUGUAUGAGCCAGCCAGGGAGUGGCCAGGCAGCCCCAUUGUAAAAAGCAGGGACAGACACAGAAACUUUGGAGCUGCUGGAAGCCAAGGGAAGCAUUUCAAGGCACAUCUCUCUGUUUUCUCAGCAGCACUACUGGUGCUUCCCAUAAAGCCUUCCCAUAAAGCACCCUAAGUCCCAGCCUGCUGACAAAGCUGCCAUACUGAAGUUUAGCCCAAACUUCUCCUUUCCCCAUUCUUCAUGAGGACGAGAGAGAAGGGAAUCUCAGCAUCAGCACUUCCCAUGGGAUGCAUUGAGCUUGACUUGCUCCCGAGAAACACCACCCAGACCCUCUCUGGGAUCUCUGCAUGCUGUGUGCAUCCUGCUGGGAAACAAAAAGUGCUGUCCUAGUGCCACAGAUUCUCCACAAAAUUUGGAAGUGCAUCCAAAACUGUCUUGCGUGGGGCAUGAGUGGUUACGUAUUUGGGGCAUGUUAGUGUAGAAACUGUAAGAUUAGUGUCUUAUGAAGUGAAAUUUAUGUGCAUAUAGUAAUUGCCCAGUUAAUUUUACUGUAGUGGCUGGGCUACAUGGCCUGUGACAAGCACUUAAGGAAUCAGCCUAAUUAUUAUGAAAAGCCUCCCCAUGUAGGAUGUGUUUUCUAAGAAAUGAAAACCUAUAUGUCUGUUCUGAUAAAAGUACAUUAUUCAGAACUGCUCUUCCCUGAGCAGCAACAUCAUGUGGGCAAAGUUAAGGGAAUAAGACAAUAAGCAUGCAAACAAUUUUUAAAAAAAGAAAUAACUAAUCUUGGGAAAAGGAAAAAUAAAUUACUGUGUUCUGCAUUUGUAAAGUCUGUGGUUGUAAGGACAGGGAACAGCUCCUGACCUCCCCCUUCAAGUUACCUCCCACUUGUACGUUUUUUACUACUGGCUGCCAAUAACAUCUGAGGGAGUUAGUUUAGCUUCCUCUUUGCCAGAGCCUCUUUGUGCAGGGAGAGGAGGCAAGGCUGCUCACCAGAAGAGGGCCUGGGAAUGGCUGCCCCAACCGUAGUGACGAUCCAGCCCCAAUUCGGUGGGGCCAUGUCCUCUGUCUCCAGGUGCACGUGGCAGACAGGCCUGAUGGACUGCUGCUCCGACUGUGGCGUCUGCUGCUGCGGGAUGUUCUGCUUCCCCUGCCUGGCAUGCCAGGUGGCUGGGGACAUGAACGAGUGCUGCCUGUGUGGGACCAGCGUGGCCAUGAGGACCCUGUACCGCACCAGAUAUAACAUCCCGGGGUCCAUUUGCUCUGACUACUGUGUCACCCUGUGGUGCACUGUUUGCUCUGUUUGCCAAAUGAAGAGAGACAUCAACCGCAGGAGGGAGCUUGGCAUAUUCUGAGGCUGCCAUCCUCGCUGCAUCCUUGGAGCUGCUGCAAGCAGGAGUCACCACUGCUCUGACUGUUGGGGAAUGCACCAUGUGGAGCUUGCCUUGACUGCAUUUGAUUUUCCCUACUUAACUGCAGAAAUAAAGUUUUGAAUUUGUCUUCCUA
This is a messenger RNA of Melospiza georgiana, 4440 nucleotides long. RefSeq names its product placenta-specific gene 8 protein-like. The record is from RefSeq and is a predicted model, not a curated record. Gene Ontology annotation, biological process: positive regulation of transcription by RNA polymerase II. Bases 3945 to 4289 code for a protein of 114 amino acids. The transcript is spliced from 5 exons. NCBI's taxonomy places the organism in Eukaryota, Metazoa, Chordata, Aves, Passeriformes, Passerellidae.